AUGGCGUCGGCCGCAUUGAAAGUCAUUGAUGACAUCAGCUAUUGGGACAGUGACGGUUUCCGGACAGUCAAAAAUAUCUCAGAUGACCAGCGCGAUACUCUUAACGAGUAUCUUUGUGGAAAGAUACCGCAUUGCCGCGUGUCUCGAAUCAUUACCCUUCGUUGUUAUGGAAUGCCACGGUGGUCCGCCAGACGACCCGCCUGGGUGACUUUUGCAUUUGGAGACGUAAUCGAAGUCGAGGACGAUGUCAUUGAUCAGAUUGUCUGGAUGGAAAUACCUUCCAAAAACAUCAUCCUUUAUCUUGCCAACCUCUGGCUCGCGUGUCAAGCCAUCACUUUUCUGUGGACAACACUGGUAGUUGAGCUGCCACUUAUCAGCCAAGAGCAUCAUUGGGAACAGCUACAAGAUCUCCCUGGGGAUCUCGAAGGGUCUCUCAAUGGGUGUUGUUACAUGCUGAUGUUCAACAAUGGUCCGUUACCAAACGCGGAAAUCACACGCGAGUCAGAGCUCAAACCGGAUCCCGAACAACUCUUUAGGCCCGCUAAUCACAAACUUGGGGAUCUGUUCCUUGUCGACUUUGCCGCUGGAGUGACACAAACAGUAUGCUACUUUGGUCGACGAUUCACUUUCGACUGGAAAAGGGAUGCCCCUCAUGAUUUUGAGACGAGAACCAGCCAAAGCGAAGACUCGGUCCAUGGCGUCAAGUACAUUGCUUUUGGACAAGCUGCCUUUUUGUCAAACGCACCCGAAACCGCCACGGGCUGCGCGUCCGUGCCUCUUCGAUCUCGCAACGAAUCACUCAGACAGCGCCAGCCUCCACAGUCAGCUGUACAAGAAUGCGGCAUCCUCUACAUGGCCAACGAUCAAUUGAAGAGCAGCAGCCGAAUCGACACUUUCAUCAUGUAUGCCGACUCGUAUGAUCCCAAGAUUGAUGAACAAAGCUAA
Fusarium proliferatum ET1 is the source of this 945-nucleotide messenger RNA. RefSeq lists its product as uncharacterized. Bases 1 to 945 code for a protein of 314 amino acids. NCBI's taxonomy places the organism in Eukaryota, Fungi, Ascomycota, Sordariomycetes, Hypocreales, Nectriaceae. The record is from RefSeq and is a predicted model, not a curated record. The transcript has 2 exons.